AUGGUCUUUAUACUUUCAUGUGGAUCCAACGUUUACUCCCAAUGUUGCCAAAAAGGAUCAUCUGACAAAAUAACAACCUUGAGUCCCAUUACAGUAAUACCGGAGGGAGUAUCUCUCACCAGUGUAAAGAAAAUUGCUUGUGGAAGAGAACACACCAUGUUAUUACUUCGGGAUGGAAGGUUAUUCGGCAUUGGACAUAAUCAACAUGGUCAAAUCCAGGGGAAAACAGAGUCCCAUUAUUCGGAAUUUGUCAAAAUUGAUACUACUUCUUUUCUUAAGCCGGGAGAUUGUAUUGUGGACGUAUUUUGCACACAAAUCAAUACCUAUGUCAUGACUGAAUAUGGGCACAUUUAUUGGUCUGGAUGGGAAAAUGUUCAUGCUGAGAAAAAAUAUCUCAAAGUGCAUCAUGAUGAAAGUGAUAUGAUCACAAGGAUAGAUUAUUUUGUGACCAAUUCAAACGCAGUUCAUUGUUUUGUCAGCGCACAUGGCAAGCUAAAAAGCUGUGGGUGGAAUUCACACGGGCAACUUUCGAUUGGAACAAAGGUAGAUUCUUAUGGAACACUUCGAGAAGUGGAUUUUGAUGUCAAAAAAAUUAAAUGCAUUGCUUUGGGAGCUCAAUUUUCAAUAUUGGCAACCACUGAUGGCAUUCUCUAUGGUUGUGGAUCGAAUGGAGAUUUCCAGCUUUCUUCUGGGUACUCAACAUCAGAUGUAUUCUCUGUCAUUGAUACCCCAUUCAAGGGUAAACAAAUUAGGAAUAUUGUUUGUGGAGGUUUCCACACGCUUGUGCAGCUUGAAAAUGAAGAAAUUUGGGGAUGUGGAAAAAAUAUUUCUUCAGACAUGUUUGUAAAACUUGAUAUCAAUGAACCAGUCCGAGCGAUUGGUGCUGGUUGGCAAUUUUUCAUUUGCCUUGGAAAGAGUAUGAAAUUGUAUGUCUGUGGAGCUAACAGCUAUGGCCAAUUGGGCACCACAAAUUGCGACGAACAGCAUCACAUUACUCGCCUUCCUCCAAACAUUCACAUUUCUUCGUAUUCAAAGAUAAUUUUUGAUUGUGGAGAAUAUUAUACUUUUUGCUAUGCAGUUUCUGAUUCCAUCACCAACCAUUUCAUUUUCAUGACUUCAAUUCUGAGGCGAACAAAUGGAAUGAUAAAUCGAGAGAGCCACUACCCCAAUGAUAACCUGUUUUUGUCAGAUGUUAAUAUUUUGUCCAGUGACACUUCUCUCCAAUAA
This is a messenger RNA of Naegleria lovaniensis, 1227 nucleotides long. RefSeq lists its product as uncharacterized. The record is from RefSeq and is a predicted model, not a curated record. Bases 1 to 1227 code for a protein of 408 amino acids. NCBI's taxonomy places the organism in Eukaryota, Heterolobosea, Eutetramitea, Acrasida, Naegleriidae. The transcript is spliced from 4 exons.